AUGAGGCUAUAGAAGUACUAGAUAAAUCUAUAUAAUAAGAUCCAAAUAAUCAUCAAUCAUUAUGGUGUAAAGGUUAAAUAAUAAAUAAUCAAUAGGUUAAUGUUUAUUUACUUUAUUAAUUUUUACAGAUAAAAGAUUAUUAAAUAAAUAUGAGGAUGCAAUCACUUGGUUUGACAAAGCAUUAGCUUGUGAUUAGAAGCAUGUUAAUUCUUUAUUUGGAAAAGGUAGAUUGCAUCAUAAUUUAAUUAAUAGGUGAAUGUUUAAGAAUAUUGAGAAAAUAUGAUGAAUCUUUAAAAAUAUUAGAUUAAGCACUUUCCAUUAAUCCACAACAUAAUUUUUCUCUUAAAUCUAAAGGUAUAUUAUAAUAUUAAUUUAUAGGUGCAUGCUUAUUUUGA
Molecule: messenger RNA, 395 nt
Organism: Paramecium pentaurelia
Lineage: Eukaryota; Ciliophora; Oligohymenophorea; Peniculida; Parameciidae
Source: the annotation of a GenBank genome assembly